Messenger RNA from Linum tenue, 1415 nucleotides. The record is from the annotation of a GenBank genome assembly. NCBI's taxonomy places the organism in Eukaryota, Viridiplantae, Streptophyta, Magnoliopsida, Malpighiales, Linaceae.
CAAAAGUUAAAGCAGACUCCAAAAUUCCCCACAAACCACACGAUUUCACCCCAUUUAUUAUUCUUACCUUCUCCCCCUUUCUCUCGCUUUGUCGUGCCUCCAACUCCAACUACCUUCCCUCGAUCUCCACCACAAUCCGACAACCCCCCAUAUGCCGGAAAGAAACCCCCGCCGACGUCACCCCGGAUCCGGCGGCGGAAGCAGUCGGAAGACAAAGCCUCCACACCCUUCUCCUUCCCCGAGAGCGACCCGCUGCCGAAAGGCUUCUCCUUCCCCCGCAGCUCCGCCCAAUCGCAAUCGCCCAUUAUCCAGGAUCAGAAACUACCACUCCGGCAGGACUUCCAGGGUACUGAAGCGAUGCGCCUCCGAACCCAUACUCCGGAGCAACCCCACCGGCGAUCAAGAGGAAGAAGGACCCAGUGAUGGCGAUCCUCUACUCCAUGAUCGCCCAAGUCAUAGUAGUAGCUUCACCUGCUUGGAAAACUACUGUUGGCCCGAGGGCGUCGCGGCGAUCCACCGGCCUCGGACUUGGACCGACGUAUUCUCUUCGUCUCCGUCUCGUCUGGGCUCGGGAUCAUCUCCUCGGCCGAGCUUCGAUGUGUACUCGAGAGAUGCGAAGGUAGUGCUGAACGUGACGGUGGAAGGGAGCCCAGGUCCGGUGAGAACGAUGGUGAAACUGGGCUCCACCGUCGAAGAGACGAUCGGUCUCGUGGUAGAUAAAUAUUCCGAAGAGGGAAGAACCCCCAGGCUUGGAAGAGAUGCCGAGCCCUCGUACGAAUUGCACCACUCCCACUUCAGCCUUCAGUGUUUGGAGAGAUCGGAAUUGAUCGGGGAAGUAGGGAGCAGGAAUUUUUAUAUGAGGAAGAGCGGCAGUAGUCGGAGGAAGAGCAGGAGCGGCAGCCUGUUGGGUUCUUCGCCGGCUACGGUGGAACGGAACUCGCCGCCGCCUAAGGGGAUUCCGCCGGCGAUUGUGCUGUUCCAAGGUUUCUUCGCCAGGAAGUUCAGUAAAAUUGUGAGAAGAACGCGUCGGGUAUGGAAUAUGGUGGUGUGCUUGCCGUGAUCGAUCGAUCGAUCGACCUCCCAUCCCACGAUUUCGCUGUUAGAGAGAGCCCCAGUAGCUUUUUUAUUACUGGCAGUGGCAGAUAGGUAGGAUGACAACAAAACCCGAACCCACGGGUACCCAUUCGAUUCAAUUCUAUCAAUGCGGAUAAAAUUCGUGUUGACGGGUUUUUGGCCGGGUUUGGGUUUAAACCCAUGCAACUUUACUUUUUUAACCUCUUUGCGAUAUUGUGUGGAAUACACAAAACAAAUUGUAGUCUGCCUAGUAAAUAUGAAAUAUCAAUUAUGACAAAUUGACAAUUGACACGCACCAUAAAUAUACAAGAUAUUGGAUUGAUGGUAUUUGUAGUGUAUGU